This is a messenger RNA of Tetranychus urticae (two-spotted spider mite), 2341 nucleotides long. RefSeq names its product mucolipin-3. Lineage: Eukaryota; Metazoa; Arthropoda; Arachnida; Trombidiformes; Tetranychidae. Gene Ontology annotation, cellular component: lysosomal membrane; plasma membrane. Gene Ontology annotation, molecular function: NAADP-sensitive calcium-release channel activity. The record is from RefSeq and is a predicted model, not a curated record.
UCAAAUCACAGAAAAAGGGUGAUUUUAAUUUAUUAGAAAAUCCGUAGGAAAAUGUUACAUUAAUCUAACCUUUGUUUUAAAUUUUCAAACAAAUUGUGAGUUAAGUUUAUAUCAAGUUAGUGAAGUACUCUUCUAGUUUAUAAAUUGAUACAGAUUCUGGAAAUGUUAUCUUGAUCAAAUAACUAUAAUGAUUUUAGAUAUCGCCAAAAGUGAAUCUAACAGAGUUUCAUCAGCAUCAUCGUGUUCCUUUGAGUUAUUCAAUUACAGUAGCUACUUGACUGGUAGCAUUGAAAUCAGUAAAUUAAUCUUAAACAAUGAUUGUUCUGUUCAAAUUAACAUUGAAAAUGAUAUAAUAUCAAUGUCUGUACCAUCGCCACCCAAACCAGAGACAACGUUAAGUGAAGUGACAAGGCCAUGUCCAAAAGAAAUACGAAAACAGUUGAAUGAUGAGUUGACGUAUUUCUUCAAGAAUCCAAUGGACAAAUGGAGGACAACCAGAGCAUUUCCAUGGAAGUUGUUUCUCCAAUUUGCUAAAUUAAUUGUGGUUACCAUUCACAUAAUCUCAAUUGGAUUUGAAAUGUCUUCUUUUAUCAAUAAAGAUGUUGCUAUGGAAGCAACACUGCGAUCCCUCGUUUUUCAAGACUGGAACACUAACCGGGAAUUGAAUGUUUACCCUCCUCCUCAAGGACCGUAUGCUGUUUAUACCAAAGCCAAUUUUUAUGGUAAUCUUAAUUUCGUAAUUAAAUCACUGGCAACCUUGCGAGAUGAAGGAAUCAAUUUAUUUGCCUAUGACUCUAGUCAACGGGAUCAAGUUUCGCCAAUGACCUUACACAUUCACCAAUACUCAUCUUUAAAAUUGGAUCCCUUUUCAUUCAAUUAUGACAUUAAUCCUCGUGUUGUCCACCGAAAGAUACCAAUCAAAUUGGAUUUACCUGCUGGUGACACUGGAUGGGAUAAUUUUGAUCUUCGUACUUAUUUGCAAUCCCAUAAUGAGACCCUUAACUUUAAUCAAAUGAUUGAGCUUAAAUUGGUCACUUUUCUGAGAACCAUAUUUUUCCAUUCGCUGACCUCUUACUAUUAUUCACCUGCUUGUUAUACUGUUAAGGUUGAGAUUACCUAUGACAAUAGUGCUCACAGUGGCCAAAUCAAAAUGUCUCUUGCUACUGAAAGCUUUCGCCAAAAAUGCUAUGGAAAUUUAUCAACCUCUGAGACAACAAUUCUCAAUACGUAUACAUUGGUUACUUGGAUUGUCCUGUUAGUCUCGACGAUAUCAUUGUUUUUGUGCUGUCGCUCAUUGAAAUUUGCAUGGAAAUUGUACUCAGAUGUAUCUCUAGUUGCCAAAAAAUAUUACAGAACCAAAUUGACUGCCGAUGAAGCUUGGUUAUUUUUUGAUUCAGGGUUAGCCAUCAUCAUGGUCAACGAUAUAGUAUUCAUCUUGGCCUCAAUAAUCAAAUUAAGUAAUGUCAUUAAGCUUAAUGAAGAUGUCACUUCAGCCAAUCGAUUCUCGCUGCUUUACGGCUUUGGUAUACUUUUGACUUGGUGUAAUCUCCUCCGUUAUCUGAAUCUAUUUGAAAGAUUCAACAUUGUUACAAGAACAAUUCAAAGAGCAGCUGUCGAUAUAUUUAAAUUUACCCUGGUCGCCUUAAUAAUAUUCACAGGUUAUUGUUUUUCGGGUUGGAUUGUUCUUGGGCCUUAUCAUUUAAAGUUCACUACACUCAGUAAAGCAAGUGAAUGUUUAUUCUCAUUACUAAAUGCUGAUGAUAUGUUUGCCACCUUUGAAUCACUCAGAAUAGCUCCUGGUAUCAACGGCCUGAUCAUUUGGUGGUUUAGUCGACUCUAUAUAUAUUCAUUUGUUAGUUUAUUCAUUUACUUCAUUCUAAAUUUGUUUAUAACAAUAAUCAUUGAAGCACGUGAUAGUAUACAGAAUCCUCGCAGUGACAUACAUCAGAGAGAUCAACAGUCAUUUUUGAAGAAAUUCAUGAGUGAACCAGAUGAAUAACAAAGAUACUCUCGUUGAAGUAUAGAGCCAAAUGUUGGAAACCAAAUUGAUCAUCAAAUUCACCUUGGAAAAGAUCACAACAGUUUUAAAAAGCUAACAGUGUCCAAGGGUAUUGAGUGUAGAGCCAAAAAUGGAAACUUCCUAGAUCUUCUCUGAUCUGAUUUGUUAUUGCUGAGUCAAUUUUCAUAAACAGAGGCAAACUGGAAUUGCUUUUGAUGCAGAGUUAAUCAUAUUUUUUAUAAUGUAAUUAUUAUAUGAUGUAAAUCAGAAACUAUCAAAAUUAUUCGGAUCUUUUUUAUAAUUAAAUAUGCCAGUUACAUUAACUGUUUAUUUCACUGUUAA